GGCCCAAAGGAAACCUCCGCUAACCCUCGUCGCGUCGCUGCCGCUGCCGCUGCCGCCACCUCGCCUUCCUCGAGGCCUCGACGCACCGCCGCCCCCGCCACCAAUCCUCCCUCGACGCACCGCCCGCCCCACCGUGUCUCUCUCGACGCGCCUCCGUCGCCUCGAUGCGUCAAUCCAAUCACUGCCGCCCCUUCCGCCCGCCGGACUGGGGUUCUCCGCCUCCCCACUGCCGCCCGCACCACCAGCUGAACCACCGCCAACCGCAAUCGGCCCCGCGGUUCGCCGUGAUCCUCUUUCGCGCCGGCCCCAACAUCUCCACCCCUACCGCCACGGAGAUUGACGCGCUCGUCGCCGGUCUCCCCUCGCCGCGCCCCGACAACCUCUCCGUAUUCUCCUCCGGCCGCGAUGCCGCUCGCCUCCUCUUCCGCUCCCUUCCUGCCGCCGCGGCCGCAGCGCGCGAGCUCUGGUCUCUCCGCCUCGAGGGCCUCCACCUCCUCACACCCUACCUCCCCAAUGCCGCUCUUGCCGCCCACGCCUUCCCACUCAUCGCCCCUCUCUUUGCCUCCCACGCCUCUCGCCUCCUCGACACCGACCUCGUUUCCCGUUCAGCCGCCCGCUCCGCUGAGCUCGUAGCCUCCAUCCAGUCUAUGGAACACCGGCUGCGCAGUCGCAAUUCCUUCCGCGACUUCGACCAGCUCCAUCUCCAGAAGAAAACAUUGGAGGCUGAGAAGGACUCGGUAGAUGCCAAAAUUGCCGAGUACAAAGCAUCAAUGAUUUCCAUACGGCGUGCCAUGUUACGCGGGACCGAUGACGAGGAGGAGGGGGUGUAUGUGUUUGGGAUUGGGGAAGGUGAGGAUGUGGACUUCGCGAGGUUGCACAUGAUGAUGCUUCGCGAAUGCAGGAGACUCUACGAGGGCCUACCAAUUUAUGCAUACCGCAGAAAAAUUCUCAAUCACAUUUUUAAUAAUCAGGUUAUGAUCUUAAUUGGGGAAACUGGUUCCGGGAAAAGCACACAGUUAGUUCAGUUUCUUGCUGAUUCAGGUCUUGCUGCUAAUGGCUCAAUUGUCUGUACUCAACCUCGAAAAAUUGCUGCCGCGUCAUUGGCACGUAGAGUGGAUGAAGAAAGCAACGGCUGCUACAAAGACAAUUUCGUGUUGUCAUAUUCAACCUUUUUAAAUUCUCAAGACCUCAGUUCGAAGAUCAUAUUUUGCACAGAUAGUUGUCUUUUACAUCACUGCAUGAAUGACGUGGGCCUGGAUGGCAUUUCAUAUAUCAUUGUUGAUGAAGCUCAUGAAAGAAGCUUGAACACUGAUCUUCUUUUAGCCUUGAUCAAGAAGAAGUUGCUUGAUAGGUUGGAUUUGCAUCUCAUUAUAAUGUCUGCCACUGCUGAUGCUGACAAACUUGCUGACUACUUUUAUGGCUGUCAAACAUUCCAUGUUAAAGGGCGAAAUUUUCCUGUUGAAAUUAAUUAUGUCCCAGAUGUAUCAGUAGAGGCUUCCUCCAAUGCUGUGCCAAACUCUAUGUGUGAUGCUCGUGCAACUGCUUCUUAUGUCAAUGAUGUUGUAAGGAUGGUAAGCAUCAUUCACAAGAAUGAAGAAGAGGGUGCUGUCCUUGCUUUCUUGACAUCUCAGCUGGACGUUGAAUGGGCUUGUGAAAAUUUCAGCGAUGCAGGUGCCGUGGUACUUCCCAUGCAUGGAAAGCUUUCCCAUGUAGAACAGAGCCAUGUUUUUAAAAGCUAUCCUGGAAAGAGAAAAAUUAUCUUCUGCACGAAUAUGGCUGAAACAUCACUGACAAUAAAAGAAGUAAAGUAUGUUGUUGAUUCUGGACUGGCCAAGGAGAGCAGAUUUGUGCCCAGCAGUGGUCUCAAUGUAUUGAAAGUUAAUUGGAUUUCCCAAAGUUCUGCUAAUCAACGUGCUGGCCGGGCAGGUCGAACAGGAGCAGGGAAGUGUUACAGGCUUUACUCUGAAGCCGACUUCAGUAUGAUGGAUCUGCAUCAAGAACCUGAGAUCAGGAAAGUUCAUCUUGGCACUGCUGUUCUAAGAAUACUUGCUUUGGGUGUUAAAGAUGCACGGAAAUUCGAAUUUGUUGAUGCCCCAAAUCCCGAAGCAAUCAGUAUGGCUGUGAAGAAUCUUGAACAGUUGGGUGCUGUCAAACAUAGACUUAAUUGCUUUGAGCUGACUGAUACUGGACGCUACCUGGUCAAAUUGGGGAUUGAGCCAAGGCUUGGGAAAAUUAUGCUUAAUUGCUUUGAUGUUGGUUUGAGGAAGGAAGGUGUAGUUCUAGCUGCUGUUAUGGCAAAUUCUAGUAGCAUAUUUUGUAGAGUGGGCACCGAUGAGGAGAAACAUAAAGCUGACCUUCAGAAGGUCCGACUGUGUCACCGAGAUGGAGAUCUUUUCACUCUACUUGCUGUUUAUAAGAAAUGGGAAGAUGGGCAUGACAACAGAAAUAUGUGGUGCUGGCAGAACAGCGUCAAUGCCAAGACCAUGAGGAGAUGCCAGGAAACCAUAUCAGAACUUGAAAACUGUCUAAAGCAUGAGCUGAACAUCAUUAUCCCAAGUUAUUGGCGUUGGAAUCCCGAGGCUCCCACUGUGCAUGAUAAGGAUCUAAAGAGAAUUAUCCUAUCAUCUCUUACAGGUAAUCUUGCCAUGUUUUUAGGACAUGAAAGGUUUGGUUACCAGGUGAUUUCGACAGGUCAGGUUGUGAACCUUCAUCCCUCAUCCUCAUUGCUCAAUUAUGGUAUCAAGCCAGAGUGGGUUGUGUUUACAGAAAUCUUGUCGGUCCCGAAUCAAUAUUUGGUAUGUGUAACCGCUGUUGAUCAUGAUGCCUUGUAUACAAUUCACCCAGUGUCUUUUAUUCAGCAACUGGAGGAACAUAAAUUGCAGAUAAAAGUGAUUAGUGGGCUUGGUACUAACUUACUGAGAAGGUUUUGUGGCAAAUAUGGCCAAAAUCAGCAAAAGAUCAUCUCGCGUCUCAAGGAAGAUUGCAGAGAUGACCGAAUAACUGUUGAAAUUAACUUUCAAAAUAAUGAAGUUGUAUUAUUUGCUACGGAACAGAACAUGGAAAAAGUCUUUUGCACUGUCAACAGUGCUUUGGAAUGUGAAGGUAAGAUAUUGAGGAAUGAGUGCCUAGAGAGAAAUUUAUUCCCUGGGAGGCCUGGCAGUUCUCCUAUUGCACUAUUUGGUUCAGGUGCUGAAGUUAAGCAUUUGGAACUGGGGAGGAGGUAUCUAACAGUAGAGGUUUUGCAUCAAAAUGCUCAUGAUAUCGAUGACAAGGAGCUUAUUUUCUUGGUGGAUAGUAUUGUCUCUGGCGUUGCUAAUUUUCAUAAAUCCACUGGAAGUUUUUGGAUAGCCUCAGAUGGAACUAAAUGGGGGAAGUUUACAUUUCUGAAACCUGAAAAUGCUGAAGAUGCUGUUUCAAAACUGAAUGGCAUAGAAUUUAAUGGUUCCUCAUUAAAAGUAGUUCCUGUAUGGACUUUUGAUAAUCGAGGAUUACCAUUUCCUGCGGUGAGAGCUAAAUUAUGUUGGCCACGUAGACACAGCAGUGGACGUGCGCUUGUAACAUGUGCCAGCGGGGAAGCUGAAUUUCUUGUAAAUGACUGCUUUGCCCUAGGAAUUGGUGGAAGGUAUAUUAAGUGCAGGGUUAGUACUAAGUAUGAGAAUUGUGUUUUUGUUGAAGGAAUUCCAGUGCAUGUCACAGAGCCAGAACUGUAUGAUGCUUUUCGUAGCACAACAACAAGGAGAAUCCUUAAUAUCCGUUUGCUCAGGGUCAAGGGAAAUGCCAUAGCUAGUCCCUCUGUUUCUACAUGUGAAGAAGAACUGGUUAGAGAAAUUUCUCCAUUCAUGCCAAAUAAGAGUUUUCCUGGACAGAAUUUUCGUGUUGAGGUGUUUCCUCCGGAGGAAAAUGAUUCACUGACAAGAGCAACUAUAACUUUUGAUGGAAGCCUUCAUCGAGAGGCUGCAAGAGCACUGGACCAUCUGGAAGGGCACUUUCUUCCUUGUUGUCAACCUUGGCAGAUAAUACAGUGCAAUCAUGUGUUCCAUAGCACUCUGUCCUGUCCGGUACGUGUUUACAAUGUUAUCAGCCAGGAAGUUGCUUCUCUGCUUGAGAGUUUUCAAAGCCAAAAAGGUGUAUCUUACAAUUUUGAAAAGACUGAAAAUGGUAUUUUUCGAUUAAAGCUCACAGCAAAUGCCACAAAAACAAUAGCAGAUUUGAGAAGGCCGCUUGAGAUUUUGAUGAAAGGCAAAACCAUAAACCACCCUGAUCUGACAUUAAGUGCAGUUCAACUGCUCUUGUCCCGUGAUGGUGUAGCACAUUUGAAAUCAAUUGAACAAGAAACUGGUGCUUACAUUAUGUAUGACAGGCAAAGUCUAAAUAUUAAAGUCUUUGGACACCAAGAUCAGAUGGCUGCAGCAGAGGUGAAAUUGGUUCAUGCACUACGACAACUACUUGAGAAGAAGCCACUUGAAAUUUCUCUUCGUGGCCACAACCUCCCUCCGGACUUGAUGAAGAAAACGGUAGAAAACUUUGGAGUUGAUCUGGAAGGGUUUAAUAAAGAGAUGCCUGAGAUAAAGGUUGAGUUACACAAACACCGCCAUUUACUUAAAGUUUGGGGCAGUAAGGAGGAUAAGCGUAGGGUGGAAAGGAUGAUCUCUGAGUUAGCCUCUUUUAAACACAGUUCCCUGGUUCAACUUGCAUCAGAGAAUGUUGGAGGCAAAGAAGAUAAUCAAAGGGUGGAUUACAAUGAGCUGUCAGAGGAUGCAUGCCCUAUUUGCUUGUGUGAGAUAGAAAAUCCUUUUAGGCUUGAAUCAUGUGGGCACAUGUUUUGUCUGGCUUGUCUAGUGGAUCAGUGUGAAUCUGCCAUGAAAUCAAAUGAUGGGUUCCCUGUUUGUUGCCUGAAAGCUGGGUGCAAGGAACAUCUCCUUGUUGUAGACCUGAAGCAUCUCUUGUCAAAUGAGAAGCUGGAGGACCUAUUCAGAGCUUCCUUGAGGGCAUUUGUUGCAUCUAGAGCAGGAAUGUACCGCUUCUGCCCAACACCUGAUUGCCAAUCCAUAUACCAAGUGUCAGUUCCAGAUGCAGAAAACAAACCUUUUUCUUGUGGGGCUUGCUACGUGGAGAUAUGCACCAAGUGUCAUUUUGAGUAUCAUCCUUUCAUAUCAUGUGAGGCUUACAAAGAAUACAAGGAAGACCCAGACUCGACGCUGCUUGAAUGGCGCAAAGGGAAGGCGAAUGUGAAGAGCUGCCCUUCCUGUGGAUACACAAUUGAGAAAGCAGAUGGCUGCAACCAUGUUGAGUGCAGGUGCGGCAGCCACAUUUGCUGGGCAUGCUUGGAGAACUUCAGGAGCAGCGAGGAGUGUUAUGGCCAUCUCAGGUCUGCGCACCAGUCCUUUGUGGACAUUGUGUAAAUGUAUAGUAGUACCCAGAUGUAGUUUCAGAAGGCAGGCAUGGCCAAGUAAUGAAUUACUGUUUCAAGUUACUUUUUCGCUUCUUGUUUGCCGUGCCAUUUCAUUCUGUUCCGUUUGGGUGAGGCUCGGGAGGGAGGCAUGGAGGCAGAGAGAAACUUGUAGUGGGCUUCGUCUCCCAAGUGCAGAUCAAGCUUGACACUGCGUCCUUACAUCCAGCAAGUUAUCGCCUCAUACCCUCUGUAGAUUGAUCUCUGGCUUAUUCUCUGGAUCACAGAUGUUAACGGGGUAGAUCGAAUAAUUGGACCAGAAAAUAGUACAGUUGCUAGAUUGGAGAUGUUCUUUCUAAUGGUCUACUCAAAAGAAGUUAAUCCUGUGUCAAGGUUCCCAUGAAAAGUUACUAGCCGUUGGAGGGUGUCAUGAUAUGUUGAUGGAACAUGCUCGGGAUAAGACACAUGACCAGACAUAGCAUCAGCACACUUGUCUUCUCAAAGGGCGGCAGCGCUGAAUGAUCGCGUGGAACUUGUGGAACUUUGGGAAGCGUACAUAAAUGUGAGUUCUAUAGAAGCCUCGCAGACAAGGGUUAGUGGGGAUUGCAAGGUGAUUGGUGUGGCGUUGUGCAAUCUUGGUUGUGUACCUUUAUGGGCCAAGAUUUUGCGGGGUCCUCGAUUCAAGGAAGCGAGUUGAUUGGUCGCAUGGUCUGAUCAUGAUAUUCCUCAUUUGGAGCAGCAUUGCGCAUGGUGGGUUCGAUGCGAGUUGACAGAUAUAGCUUCUGUAAAGUGAUCUCGGCUGCUAUUCGUGGACACCUUGCGGUUAGGUAGGUCGGGAGAGUUGCUCUUGCAUUGUGAUCAUCGAGGUGGAAAACGUGCAAUGUUCUUAAUGCUAGCCAAACGACUUAUGCAUAGUCGGUAGAGUUUACUUUCUCGUUUAAAUCAUUCGCAUGAAA
Messenger RNA from Hordeum vulgare subsp. vulgare (domesticated barley), 6345 nucleotides. Its product is annotated as ATP-dependent RNA helicase DEAH12, chloroplastic-like. Gene Ontology annotation, molecular function: zinc ion binding; ATP binding; RNA binding. The coding region runs from base 165 to 5402 and encodes 1745 amino acids. The transcript is spliced from 6 exons. Gene Ontology annotation, cellular component: intracellular anatomical structure; catalytic step 2 spliceosome. Gene Ontology annotation, biological process: spliceosomal complex disassembly. NCBI's taxonomy places the organism in Eukaryota, Viridiplantae, Streptophyta, Magnoliopsida, Poales, Poaceae. The record is from RefSeq and is a predicted model, not a curated record.